AUGCACGUGAAGAUUCACACUCGCGAGACGCCGUUGAUCUGCCGUCAGUGUGGAAAUACUUUCAAAUGUAACUCGAGCUUUAAGUUGCACAUGCAGAUUCACUCUCAUGAGAAGCCUUUUACCUGCAUUCAGUGUGGAAAGAGUUUUUCUCAGAAAGCACAGCUUAAGAUUCACAGCGUAGUUCACACUGGAGAAAGGCCUUUCUUGUGUCAGCACUGCGGGAAGAGCUUCAAACGGAGAGCGAACCUGAACGUUCACAUGCGGAUUCACACCGGAGAGAAGCCGUACAUGUGCCAUCAGUGUGGAAGGAGAUUCACUCAGAUCGUCGGCCUCAAAACCCAUCCGUGUUUGGGAUCCCCGUCGAUCCUGAAAGUGAAAUCUCAUGUGUGCUCUGAGUGUGGUAAAGCACUCUAG
Labeo rohita (rohu) is the source of this 414-nucleotide messenger RNA. Its product is annotated as oocyte zinc finger protein XlCOF20-like. The coding region runs from base 1 to 414 and encodes 137 amino acids. Gene Ontology annotation, molecular function: DNA-binding transcription factor activity, RNA polymerase II-specific; RNA polymerase II cis-regulatory region sequence-specific DNA binding. Lineage: Eukaryota; Metazoa; Chordata; Actinopteri; Cypriniformes; Cyprinidae. The record is from RefSeq and is a predicted model, not a curated record. The transcript has a single exon. Gene Ontology annotation, biological process: regulation of DNA-templated transcription.